Molecule: messenger RNA, 1896 nt
Organism: Uranotaenia lowii
Lineage: Eukaryota; Metazoa; Arthropoda; Insecta; Diptera; Culicidae
Product: glucose dehydrogenase [FAD, quinone]-like
Exons: 2
Coding region: 1-1896 (631 amino acids)
Molecular function (GO): flavin adenine dinucleotide binding; oxidoreductase activity, acting on CH-OH group of donors
Source: RefSeq, a predicted model, not a curated record
AUGCGUCCAAGCAAUAAAUUGUUACUGGUGGCGCUUUUCAAUUUUCUUCCAGUAAUCUCAAGAGCGCAACAAAGUGAAGAUUUUUCGCCCGAUGAAGAACUGCAAACGUUGAAUGAGUUCGAAAAGCAGCUCAAUGUGGAUGCAAUCAAUAGUGACAUUCAGAAGGAAAUUAACGACCGUUACGGGGCGAAGAAUAUCCUCAAUCAGUAUGACUUUGUGAUAGUGGGUGCCAGUCCGUCUGGCUGUGUGCUGGCCAAUCGGCUGUCGGAAAAUCCGGACUGGAAGGUUUUGCUGCUGGAAGCUGGGGAUCGGGAAAAUCUGUUUGUGAAAAUUCCGGUUUUCGCAGCAUAUUUGCAGUCCACCAGCUACAACUGGGGAUAUUUGGCCGAACGGCAGAUGUAUUCCUGCUGGGGAAUGACCGAUCAAAGGUGCCCCCUACCGCGAGGCAAAGGAUUAGGUGGAUCGACGCUCAUUAACUAUAUGAUGUACAUCAGAGGAAAUCGGAACGAUUACGAACGUUGGGCUGAAGCUGGCAAUCCCGGUUGGUCCUACGAAGAAGUGCUGCCAUAUUUUAAAAAGUCGGAGAAAUCUUACCUCAAUAUCAAUAGCACCUAUCAUGGAACGAAAGGUCCUGUGGACGUACGAUAUGCGGCAUUUCGGACGGAAAUGGCGAAGAUUUAUGUGAAAAGCCUGCUGGAGCUUGGUUUCCCAAUGGUAGAUUACGAUGGCGAAAGUCAGUUGGGUGUAUCUUAUUUGCAUACGAACACGAGAGAUGGCCAGAGAUUGUCUGCCAGCACUGCCUAUCUGGAUCCCGUCAGCCAGAGGAGCAACUUACAUAUUUUGACAAAUUCCAGAGUGACCAAAAUUCUAAUAGAUCCCAAGACAAAAACAGCAUACGGAGUCGAGUUUGUACGUGAUAAGAAGCGAUACGCGGUUUUAGCCAAAAAAGAAGUUCUGCUCACGGCAGGUGGUCUGCAGACGCCUCAGUUGCUUAUGCUUUCUGGAGUUGGACCGCGAAGCCAUUUGAAUGAAAUAGGAAUACAGGUUAUUCAAGAUUUGCCCGUGGGAAGAAGCCUAUAUGAUCAUCUUUAUUUCACCGGACUGACGUUCGUAACUGAUACCAAAGAUUAUACUUUGCAUACCGAUCGGUUGUUGACUGUCCCUAAUCUGGCGAGAUAUUUUCAAGGAAAUGGCACAUUAACAAUUCCCGGAGGAUGUGAAGCGAUCGGUUUCAUUAAUACCGACAACUCCAGUAGCAGCGCAGUCCCAAAUAUAGAAUUAAUUUUUGUAAGCGGUACCCCAGCCUCCGACCAAGGCAGCGGAGUUAAAAAUGCUCUACGCCUCAAAGAAAAUACCUAUAGAAUCUACCACUCACUCGAGUCCGGUCAAACAGACGCCUUUAGCGUCAAUAUCGUACUUCUUCAUCCAAAGUCGAAAGGUUACAUCGAACUUAAAUCAGACAACCCAUUCCAGUGGCCCAGGUUCGUGACAAAUUAUUUGAAGGAAGACGAAGAUGUAGAAACAAUGUUAAAAGGAAUUAAACGAGCAAUCGAAAUUCUACAAACUCCAGCAAUGAAAAACUGUGGUGCUAAGCUUCAUAAAGUUCCCAUUCCAUUCUGUUCGAAAUUCGCACACGGAUCCGAUGACUACUGGAGAUGCGCCCUCCGAACAACAGCCACUUCAAUGUACCAUCAAACGGGGACUAGCAGAAUGGGUCCUGCCUCAGAUCCAGAGGCAGUCGUUUCACCAGAACUUCUUGUUCACGGUAUCAAAAAUCUGCGAGUUGCCGACGUUGGGGUCAUCCCGGUCACCUUCAGUGGCCAUCCAGGAGCCAUCGCCUAUAUGAUAGGGGAAAACCUUGCCGAUUUGAUCAAAUCCCGUUGGCAGACGAGCUGA